UGCAUCUUCUUCUUCUGCAUAACACUCGUGUAGCUUGGGUUCUUCAAACUGGUUUAAAAACUCGUUCUAGUUUAAGACAUCGAUGUCUGGUGGUGAAAAUGUCUCAUUCGCUGAACACGAGGUUCUGAAAGGAAAGCACGAGGCUUUGUUGAGAGAGCAUGAAACCUCAAUCUCAACAAUCGAGCUUCUCGAGAAGAAGCUGAAAGAGGCGUUGCUGGUUGAGCAAAAGGGUGAGUAUUGGGAGAAGAAGUAUCUUGAACUGCUGAAGAAGCUAGAGACCGUUGAGAACAAUAUCAAAGACUUGAUGUAUUCUGAAGUGGCUGGUGAGAAUCCAGGGACUGCAGCACUUGGAGAGGAUCGUAAAGUUGUGAUUGUGCUCAGUGAUGACGAUGAAGGGGACGGAAGCGAGAACAGUGGAGGAGAUAGUGACUCUGAGAACCAAGAAAAUUUAUCUUUCUAUCUUUGAUCAAGAAUCAUUUUAGGAGAUGGAGAAAUAGAGUAGUAAGUUGGUUGUUUAGUUAUGACUAUGAAUCUCCGAUGUGUUGUUGUUGUUUAUGGCUUUCGGAGUUAGGAUGUUAAGAGAUGGAAGUUUGUAUGUUCAGUGGAUUUUUAGCCUAACAAAAAGUUGCAAGAGAAGCAGCUUCCAUCCUCAAAACUAUGUUCAGACUGUUCUAGUUAUAGCAGUUAAAGAAGAGAUGAGAUCAAGAAGCUCUGUUUUUAUGCUAGUGUUUGAAUCUAUUAGGCUGUGUUCUUUAAGAGACAUCAUCAGAUGGUAGUUUACAGUUUUUGUAAAUUCUUCACAUUUCAUUCGGAAUGGAAGACUCUGCGGCUCCAUUUUUGAGUUUGGGUUUAGGCUCAAGACUGGCUCGGCGGUUUCACGUUCUAUUCUUAAUCACCUUUUGUUAAAUCUUGUCUUUACUUUAGUUCUAUUUUAUUUCAUCCAACGCCUAGUUUUUAUUUCAUUUUAAUUUGUUA
Brassica napus (rape) is the source of this 975-nucleotide messenger RNA. RefSeq lists its product as uncharacterized. NCBI's taxonomy places the organism in Eukaryota, Viridiplantae, Streptophyta, Magnoliopsida, Brassicales, Brassicaceae. The coding region runs from base 83 to 466 and encodes 127 amino acids. The transcript is spliced from 3 exons. The record is from RefSeq and is a predicted model, not a curated record.